ACUCUUUGGUACGAAGUAAGGUUAGAUGUCAGAAAAGGUCUCGUAAUACAUAAAUAAAUUUAUAUUUUCCCGAUGUAAUGUAUGAUUUAAAUGUUGAGCGUACUAACAACCAAUUAUAGUUAUUUUCUCCAGUUAUAGGAGCAAAACGUCGUCAAACGUCAAACUUAAAGCGAUGAACAUGAAAUUUAGGAUUUUAACUUUUUGUUUACAUAUUAUUAAAAGCUAUGUCGCAACAGCUUGAAAUGUUUGCAAAUGGAUGGGCGAUUGACACAGUUCCACCUACUGACCUCAACGGACCCGAAACAGACUAUCACCCUGUCUUCAAAGCUUUUCUUGCCGGCUCCUUCUCUGGAACUUUCAGUACAAUUUUGUUCCAGCCUUUGGACUUGGUGAAGACGAGAUUGCAGAAUCCUAACCAAAAUGUUAUUGCGGCGACUGUCAAUAGCCGAAUCCAACCCGGCAUGAUCUCGAUUUUUACUAAUAUUGUUCGCACGGAGCAAAUUGCUGGACUUUGGCGUGGUAUGGUACCAUCUGUUGCUCGUUGUGUCCCUGGGGUUGGUCUAUACUUUUCUUCUCUUCACUGGUUGAAAGUUAAGCUAGGAAAAACCAGAAAUCAAGAUUUGGGAGCAAUGGAAGCAGUUGCGCUUGGUGUAAUGGCCAGGACCAUGAGCGGAGUUGCGUUGAUCCCGAUCACUGUUAUCAAAACGAGGUAUGAAUCUGGUGUAUACAAAUACGAUAGUCUCGGUGGAGCUCUAAAAGCUAUCUACAAGGCUGAAGGUAUUCGAGGUCUCUCCUGUGGUCUGGGCCCUACACUUGCCAGGGAUGCUCCAUUCUCUGGACUAUAUUUGAUGUUUUACACUCAAGCUAAACAAGCUGUUCCAAAAGAAUGGCUACAAUCGCCCAGUGCCGCCAGUGCGAUCCACUUCAGCUGCGGUAUUGUCGCCGGCAUAGCAGCUUCUCUGGUCACCAACCCAGCUGAUGUCCUCAAAACCAAGAUGCAACUGUAUCCCGACAAGUUUCCUAACGCUUUCACCGCUGCUGUAUACAUACAUCAGACUUAUGGCGUGAAAGGCUAUUUUAAAGGAGCAGUGCCUCGAAUGUUGCGUAGGACUCUGAUGGCUGCUGUGGCUUGGACAGUCUUUGAAGAAAUAACUCGCACUAUAGGCUUGAAAUGACACAGUUACAGUUUAUUUUUUAUCUUAAAUUUCUGUUGAUUCAGUUAAAUAUAGUUGUACUUGCCCCCUACAAGGAAGUACGAAAUUAGGUGUUGAAAAACACCAAGCAAAAGUGGAUGAUGGUCAAAUAAAAAAUCGAUAGUUAUCAGGUGCUAUGUUCCUAGUUUUAUCAUUUCGUAUAUCGAAUAAUGUUGCUUUAUAUAAAGAUAAUUAUUUUUUUAUGUUCUUUUAUCAUAUUAUCAUGAUAAUUUGUAAUCCUUAUGUUAUUUCGACAGUUUUUUAGUCCAUUUUAGUUGGGUUUCUCGAGAUUGUUAAGUAGUGAUCUAUCGUUAGAAAUGUUAAAGUUUCUCUGUUUUUAUUAAUUUGUUGUAAAGUUUAAUAACUUCAAAUACACGAUUUAUUUCCAAUGUAAAAUGUGAUAUUAAUAAACGUUGUAAAACAUU
Messenger RNA from Diatraea saccharalis (sugarcane borer), 1618 nucleotides. The record is from the annotation of a GenBank genome assembly. Lineage: Eukaryota; Metazoa; Arthropoda; Insecta; Lepidoptera; Crambidae.